Molecule: messenger RNA, 1588 nt
Organism: Oncorhynchus nerka (sockeye salmon)
Lineage: Eukaryota; Metazoa; Chordata; Actinopteri; Salmoniformes; Salmonidae
Product: clathrin light chain B-like
Exons: 7
Coding region: 105-764 (219 amino acids)
Biological process (GO): intracellular protein transport; clathrin-dependent endocytosis
Cellular component (GO): synaptic vesicle membrane; postsynaptic endocytic zone cytoplasmic component; clathrin coat of trans-Golgi network vesicle
Molecular function (GO): clathrin heavy chain binding; structural molecule activity
Source: RefSeq, a predicted model, not a curated record
AGGCAAGUUGAAAGUGAGCAAUCAUGAAUCCUCAGCCAGAAAGAAGCUUGCUUGACGUUAGUCCUUAUUCAUUAUUCUGUUAGCUGACAACCGUUCAUGAAAAGAUGGCUGAUUCAGAUUUCGAGUUCGCAUCUGACAACGGAGUGCUGCCUGUCGAGGUGGACCCAGCUGCAGCUUUCUUAGCUCAGCAAGAAAGCGAAAUAGCGGUGAUAGAGAAUUACGACGAAGGACUCGGAGCUUUGGAGGGAUCCGCUGAGUUCCUCGAACAACCGCCGACAGCUGAUUCACCUGCUCCUGUACAAUAUGAUGCCGGAUUUGCAGAGGCAUCAGCGGCCACGGUAAACGGAAACAUGUUUGUGCUGGAGUCCAACGGUCCAUCGGACAGCUAUGCGGCCAUCGCCCAGGUGGACUCUCUGAGAGCAGAGCCUGAGAGCCUGCGUAAGUGGAGGGAGGAGCAGAAGGCACGGCUGGAGCAACUAGACUCUGCAUCCAAGGCAGCGGAGGCUGAGUGGAAAGAGAAGGCCAAGAAAGAGCUGGAGGACUGGCAUGUGCACCAGAAUGAACAGAUGGAGAAGAACAAGGCCAACAACAGGGCGUCUGAAGAGGCCUUCCUGUCUGAGGCUGACGGCGACAGCCCAGGGACGGAGUGGGAGAGAGUGGCCCGUCUCUGUGACUUCAACCCCAAGACCAACAGGACGGCCAAGGACGUGUCCCGGAUGCGCUCGGUCCUCAUAGCCCUCAAACAGACACCUCUGGUGCACUAGUACGGCCAAUGGAACGGCGGAGUGGCGACGAAGGGCACAAGUGGUCACCCUCUCUUGACUUUUCUCAAUGUCAUUCAUGAAGGAUAAUUCUUCCAAGUUUUACCAGUGAGACGUCUCGUCUAUGCAACAUCAGUCUCAUGGGAUGUAUAGCGUUUCUAUAGAUCUGAGCUAUGUACUGUUUUGAAUGACGCACAGUGAGUGACUUGUAGGGAAGAAGGUGUUAAUAAAUUGUAGCAAAUCUGUUUUUUUUUGUUUCAAAGCACUUUUUGUUUUUUGUUGUUGUCUAGUAGCACACUUGAGUUAUGGGAGAGAAAUGCAACCAUUUAAACAGUUGUCCUGAAAUCAGGUGUUUUUUUAUUGUUUUUUUUUGCCUUAACAAAACAUACAGUAACAUACUAUUAUAUUGGUUUCUGUUCUGUAUAAUUAUCAUGUGAUCUUCCAAACUUUGAUCUAACUUUUAUCAAACGAUAACCAUUCAGAGUUGCCUGCGGAGACUGUGGAAGUAGAGAAUCCCCCUGCGUGAACCCACAGAACCUUUAACCCUGGGAAGAAAAGUCCGAUCCACAGGACACUCUUGUUUUUAAAGAGUCCUCAUAUCAUGGCCAAAUUAAACAAGAUAUCUAGAAUGACAUGGACAUGUUUUUAAACCGUUUGAUGAACGCUAGUCUGUUGAGUCAUAUUUUUAAACACUCCCCCCCCCCCCCCCCUUCAUUUAAACCGCAUUGCCUCAAUCUGUGAUCAGCUGUUGUCUAUUGGGACUAUCACACAGAGGAGAAUGUUACACGGGAACUGGAAAACUCAUCAAUAAACAUUCUCAGAAGUUG